AUGAAGGUUACGGGAGUCAGCAUUGGAGCUUUAGCUGCAGUGUCAGCCAUUGCAAUGGCUUCUGGUGGCGACAAACAAACCGGUGAUGGUAUUACCACCACCAUCACUACCACGACCGGAACGCACAAGGCGGGCAAGUUCAACAAGACUUCGCCUUCCGAAGAGCCAACAACUAGCGGUACUCAUAAGUACGGUAGGUUCGACAAGACCUCGCCUUCCGAAGAGCCAACAUCUACCGGUACUCAUAAGUACGGUAAGUUUAACAAGACCUCGCCUUCCGAAGAGCCAACAUCUACCGGUACUCAUAAGUACGGUAAGUUUAACAAGACCUCGCCUUCCGAAGAGCCAACAUCUACCGGUACUCAUAAGUACGGUAAGUUUAACAAGACUAGCAACCCAACUUCAACUGUCUACGCCAAGGACGCCGCCGUCAACGCAGCACCAUCUGACUUCGACGGUGCUCACAAGGUUUUGGGCCUAACCGUUGGCUCCGCUGCCCUUGUUGGUGCCCUAAUGUUGUUGUAA
Messenger RNA from Lachancea dasiensis, 525 nucleotides. The record is from the annotation of a GenBank genome assembly. NCBI's taxonomy places the organism in Eukaryota, Fungi, Ascomycota, Saccharomycetes, Saccharomycetales, Saccharomycetaceae.